AUGAAACAUGAUAACCUGCUACUGCAUAACCUGCCCCAACACUGCCAAGCAAAUGAGGAACCUGAAGUCCUAUCAAGAACCUUCAAUUUGAAUGUAGUACUAACUCCAUUUCAAAUUCCUUGCUGUCCGACUGUCUCAAAACACAGCUAUAAAGAGCUCAGAAAAUUCCUCCACUGCUGCAAGCUUCCCAGAAGAGCACAGAAGAAGCAUGGAGGACUUGCUCUAGGUGUACUGCCAGAAGACAACUGAGCAAGGGAAAAGUCGCCAUAUACAUUUGUUAAUGGAUGUACACCUUAUGGUAGUGGAGAAGACUCUCAGCCAAUAUCAUUGUGCCUGCCAUUUUCCUCCUCUCACCCCUACCCUACGCACAUUUCUAGGUACACCAUGUUCCCAAACUUCAGAUCACCUGAGGGUUGAGACACUGGGAUCAAUUCAAGCAGUCAUCAACCUUUCCAUCCCACUAUCUCUAGCAAGACUUUUGACAUGGCUGUUCUGAGGAAGACCAGAGAUAACCCAGACUACAGUCGGCUUUCCAAAUUUGUUGAAGAAAAUGGUCAAAUAUAUUUUUCAAAUCCACCAAAGACAGUGGUACCCAGCUCCAUUUUAAAAGCUCAAAUAGAUCUCCAUUUUAAGGAGCUCAAAUGUAACUUUUCUCCAAGAAUAACCAACAUGCUACAAAACACUGAAAGGGCUCUGGCGAUCACAACACACAGUCAGGUCUUCACAGGGCAAAAGAUUUCUGCUGGUCUGUCACAAGUGACACCUCCUGAAGAGUGCACUGCAUGCUUACUUCAAGGUGAACAUCCCCAUGAAUCAAUUCUGCAAAAACAGUACUCCUUCAGAUGCCUUCACCAGUACUCAGCAUUCCCACUGUUGUCACCAGCUACUAAGAGGUGGCAUCUUUCAGGAAGGCCCAAAUUUGAACCCCUUCCAAAAUUUGCACUUUCCUACGAAGACUUCAAGCCCAGAUAUUUGGACCAUACAAUAUUGGAAAACCCAGGUAGCCUAAAUGCCAAGCUUCCACUGGAUGUCAAGCAUGAAGAAAGUGGAAUUUUGUUGCACAGACUUUGCCAUCAAGAAACAUGUCUGCCUGUAUAGAAACCUGAGGAUGGGCCAAGAGAGAUAACACUGCCUGAAUGGAUCCCCAGCUGUGAUGUUCCUCAGAUCCAGACAGUUCCUACGGAGCUGCAACAUUCCUUCUCUAUGACAGCAGCACAAAAACAUUUAUAUGAUUCCGUAAAAGGAGAGGAAAAAAAUCUUUCAGACAAUGUUCAAGGACAUUUAUUACACCUCUAUUAUUUUAAGCUUUCCAGUAAACUGUGGCAGACUCCACAACAGCAUGAGAUUAACUCUAAAGUUUAA
Molecule: messenger RNA, 1362 nt
Organism: Onychostruthus taczanowskii (white-rumped snowfinch)
Lineage: Eukaryota; Metazoa; Chordata; Aves; Passeriformes; Passeridae
Gene: SPMIP4
Product: chromosome unknown C7orf31 homolog
Cellular component (GO): centrosome
Source: RefSeq, a predicted model, not a curated record